Molecule: messenger RNA, 4335 nt
Organism: Hippoglossus stenolepis (Pacific halibut)
Lineage: Eukaryota; Metazoa; Chordata; Actinopteri; Pleuronectiformes; Pleuronectidae
Product: centrosomal protein of 120 kDa
Exons: 22
Coding region: 110-3082 (990 amino acids)
Biological process (GO): centrosome cycle; interkinetic nuclear migration; positive regulation of centriole elongation
Cellular component (GO): centrosome; centriole
Source: RefSeq, a predicted model, not a curated record
CAACACGUCACCGUCACUCUCAUCACUUCCGCUUUGAAAACAAAAUGGGUGGCGCCAAAGCUCAACAACAAAGCGGCAGUUUGCGUCAACGGCGAUUCCUGAUGACGUCAUGGCGACUAAGACUGAACAACUUCUGAUUGUUGUGUCUAUUCUGGAAGGUCGUCACUUCCCGAAGACUCCUCGUCUUAGCCUUGUGGUUCAGGCGAGCUUUGAUGGAGAGCAGCUCGCCACAGACCCGGUGGAGCACAGGGAGAAGCCGCAGUUCAGCACCGAGCUGGCGUGGGAGCUGGACCGCAGGACGCUGCACCAACACAGACUUCAGAAAACUCCCAUCAAGCUUCAGUGUUUCACUGUCGACUCCGUCAGCAAGACAAGAGAGGGCGUCGGCUACAUCGUCCUGGACCUGCGCUCGGUUCAGGAGGUCAAACAGGAGCCUCGCUGGUAUCCACUGCUGUCCAGUAAAUACGCCAAGCAGAGGCCAGCGCUCCUCCUCGCCGUGCUGCUGGAGCACGACGCCAAGUCCUCAGAGCCGUCUCCUGAUAGGUUCAAAGCCAGGAAGGCCCCGCCCCGACAAGGUUCUCCUGCAGCAGCUGAGCUGCUUCCAGACAAACUGGAGGCUGAGCUGAUCUCAGACCAGGGUUUCCACCAGGUCGGACCCGCAGGUCACUGCAGCGACAUGUUCGUCCUGUCCGUCACCGUGGCCUUCGCCACUAAACUGGAACAGUUGAUCCCCAGCACGAUGAAACUUUCAGCAGGGGGGUCAGAGUUCUUCUUCUACUACUCUUUACUGGGCAACGACAUCACCAGCGAGCCGUUCCACAACCUGCUGAGCCCCGACUUCGAGCCGGAGCGCGCCUCAGUGCGCAUCCGCAGCAGCAAACAGGUCCUUCAGACCUUCCUGUCCCAGCAGCCCAGUUUACAGAUCCACCUGUGCUGUGGGAAUCACUCUCUGGGCAGCACCGACGUGUCUCUCUCAGCUCUGGCUGCAGUUUCUGUGGACCUGGAGAACAAGGGAGCGACGAUGGAGGGAGCGUUUGUGCUCAAACCUCCGAAACGCAUCAAAGAGACACUGCCUGCACUUCCUGCCGACCUGCAGCCGACCGUGGGCGUGGCCGUUACUCUGAGGAGAGAGGAGGCGACACCACAGACUUUAGGAAAUAAAGAAGGAAGUGGAGCUCGGACAAAGUUCAUCCCUCCUCCCUCAGUUCCUCCUGUUGAACAGAGACCUCGAAGCUCCUCUCCAGUCAGAAAACCUCCCGACUCUCCUCCCCCCGGCCCUCCUCUUCCUCCUGCUUCCUCCCAUACAGAGAGCGAGGCGGAGAGUCUGCUGGUGGAGCUUCAACGAGGCAGAGAACAGACGAGAGCGACCGCUGCAGAUGCAGAUGUUCCCGUGCAGCUGCAGAGUCGGACCGAAGCCACAGCCGAGGGCGGAGCCUCGUCUGUCAGCGUGUCUGCUCCCAAAGUGUCCAUCCCCUCCUCCGCCCAUCACUACUGCUUCUCUCUGGACCUGCAAAGCCUGAGAGGCCUCAGCCUCAUUCACCCCAUCGCUGCUACGCUCAGAUACUCGUAUCAGUUCUUCGGCAGCGCAGCUCCCAUAAUGACCAGCCCCCCUGUGGAGCUGCAGAGGAACAUGGAGGUGUCGCUGCCUCAGUCUUACUGCGCCUUCGACUUUGCUGCUUUACCGCAGCAGCUGGAGGACACGUUUCUCAGAGUUCCUCUGGUGGUGGAGCUUUGGCACAAGGACCCGUCCAGCAGAGACCAGCUGAUUGGACAAGCCUCCGUCCAGCUGUCCCACCUGCUGAGCUCUGACAGGAGCAGACUCCAGACGACGACUGGAGAUCAGAGCUGGAGACAAACUCACCAGGACCGAGUCCCUGUGGUGAAAACACACCGGCCCUCGGAGAAGGUGGCAGAGUUGAGCUACCUGGCGACUCUUGAAGACCUGGGACUGGUCAAAGCCAGAGAGGUCAUCGUGUCCGACUCCUCUCAGAUUGAAGCCCCGACACGACCACCCUCCCACCCUGCAGCCCCCAGCCUGCCCCACGCCCCGCAGGGCCCCACGGCCCCCACGGCCCCCACGGCCCCCAGAGACACCCUGGAGUACCGCACGGCCCUGGAGCUGGAGCUGUGGAAGGAGGAGCAGGAGGAUCUGUUCGAUGAUCAGUUGAAGAAGAAGGAGCUGAGCCACAUGCAGGCGCUGGCAGAGGAGUGGAGGAGGAGGGACAGAGAGAGAGAAGCUCUGGUCAAGAAGAAGGAGGUGGAGUUUAAUCUGCUGGAGGAGCAGCUCCAGAAAACUCUGUGUGAUUUGGAGAAAAGAGAGAAACAGUUGUCGGAGGCCGAACUCCAGACUCAGCGGCUGCAGAGGGACCUGCGAGCGGAACACGAGCUGACCCAGAGGGAGCUGCAGGAGAGCGGCCGGAGGCUGCAGCAGGACUGUGACCACCGGGUGGCGCUGGAGCGAGACAAAGUGCGGCUGAUGGAGGAGGAGAGAGGGCGGCUGCUGCAGCAGAUUUCAGAUGCUGAGGCUCGGUACAAACAGCUGGAGAAAGAAUCCCAGCUCUACAGAGAACAACAGAACAUGAGGCCUGAGUUCAGGCUCCAGUCAGACGUCAACCUGCUGACGCUCGAGAAGGUGGAACUGGAGAGGAAGCUGGAGUCCACCACCAAGUCCAAGCUUCACUACAAGCAGCAGUGGGGUCGCGCCUUGAAAGAACUGGCCCGGUUCAAACAGCGCGAGCAGGAAAACGCCAUGACGCGUCUGAAGAAGCAGCAGGCGGAGCUGGAGGCCAUGAGGCAGCGUUACCUAGCAACCGAGGAGAAGGAGGUGAUCCGACAGGACAGACAGGAGCUGGACGACAUCAGGAACGAGAUCAACAGGUUGAAGCAGCAGGAGGACGGAUUAGGCCCCGCCUCCUCCCUGUCGGGCCCCGCCCUGAACGAGAGCGCAGACGAGCACCUGAGUCGCCUGUUGGAGGAGAGGGACACUCUGCUGAGGACGGGCGUCUACACCCACGAGGACAGAAUCAUCACGGAGCUCAACAGACAGAUACAGGACGCCAUGAGGGAGCGGGGGAACCUCUGACCGCCGCUGGGGCGUCCAAUCAGAGGCAGCGUCACCUGAGAGCACAGGUUUUUAUUUAUUUUCGUGUGAAGAAAAGAAAGUGAAGCUUCUUCAACUCGACGUUACAGAUCGUUACAGAAACAUGAAUCUAAGUAACUUAUUUAAUCUGAAGCGUCAAAACAACUAUUUAUGAAAUUUAUUGAAACUAUUUCUCAGCAUUUGUGUAGAAAAUAAUCGAGUGAGAUGAAAUAUGUUAAUUUGUGAAUUUCAUCCAUCUCUCUGUUUCCAGAUUGAUUCAUUCAUAACUAAUGUAAAAGCAAAUAAAAAAACAAACUACUCGAGAGCAUUGAAACAAAACGUUAACUUUAAAUAAAUGAAUUAAACAAUUAAAAAUUAAGACUAAAUUUUUUUUUCUUUGAAUCAUUUCAGUUAAAUAAAAUCAAAACCUUUUUUUUUUCUUGGCACGUUAAGAAUUAAAACAUUUUUCAAAUGCAGCGUUUUCAUUUCUCUUCAUGUUUCUUUGAGAGGAAACUUUAUUUUCAUUUUACACUUUAUUUUGUUUAUUUAACUGAAAUAUUGAAAUAUUCAGCUGAUAAAUAUUUGCUACAUUCAUUUAGUUUCAUGAGUUCCACAAAAACUACAAAUGAGUUGUUUAUUUGAAGUGAAAAUGCUGAAAUCUUCAGGUUCUAACGUCUCAUUCAUCGACGUUUAUAGUUUUUCAUGUUCUUGAACAAAAUAUAAAAUUGAAACAGAUGUUUUUUCAGUUUUAUUAUAUUUCAUGGACCAAACAAUUGAAAUAUUGAUUUAUAAACAAAUUGAGUGAAGUGAACGUGAGAUAAAUCAGCUGGAGUCAAAUUUACUGGAUUAUCAAAAUAAUCAACUUCAAGAAACAUUCAAAUAACUUUGAGGAUUAAUAUCUGAACGGUUUCUGAUUCAUAUUCUGUGAAUCUAUUCAAAUCUGUGUUUUUGUCUUGUUGAUGUUUUUGAAACAAACUUGUUUUGUACUUUUGUCACAUCGAUGUCAAACCGAUUGAUUCUCAGUUCCUGGACUCAAACAUGAAACAUGAACUAAAUGAUUUCAGAGAAAGUUGAACUGUUUGUUAUGUUUGUUCUUUUCAUCCUGUUUGUUGAUGUUGAUGAAAAGUGUUUGUCCGACAGCAGGGGGCGCUGCAGCUUCAGCUCUGACUUAGAAACACUGUGAACUUUAAUUUAUUAUCUUUUAUCAUCAGAGCAGAGACGACUGUUAAUGUGGAAUAAAUUAUUUUAUGAUAAAA